UUAUCUCGAUACAUAUACUGUAGUGGUAUAUUUAUCAAAGUUCUUCCUUAAUAUUCUUUAUAUCACAAGGCAUUUAAUUAGAUCAAACAGUUUCUCUUUUUUUUUUUCAUUUUUUAGUUUAAUCACAAAAAUUGAAUUGCUUAUGGGGGCCGAUAUUUUUGAAUUGAAAGGUAACACUGCAUUAUAUAAUGUUCUAGAAAUUCAGCAGAAUGCUACCGAAAAAGAGAUCCGGCGGUCUUACUAUAGACUUGCUAUGAUUUAUCACCCGGAUAAAAAUCCAGACGGUGAGACUAUUUUCAAGGAAAUAUGCUUUGCAUAUAAUAUUCUUUCUGAUAAGGAAAAACGUGUUAUGUAUGAUAAUCAGACGCUUAGAAAUAAUUUGCUUGAUCGUGCCAAAAAGGAAUACAAUCCUGAAAUGGACCCCAAUGUGGAGUUGAGUCCGGAAGAUUUACGGAAAUUUGUUGAAAAACUUAGAAUGGAGCAGGAGCGCAAAGGAAGAGAUCUUAACGAGUUUGAGCUCCGCCGCGCAGCUGAGAUGCAGCGCCGCUCUGAAUAUGUUCCCAAAUAUUCAGGCUAUGAAUCAUAUUAUGAAACAUCGUUGAAAUUUAGCGAAUUAUCCAAUGUCUGCCACGAUAAGGGUGAUACAAAGGGAGAUACCGAAGUGGUUUCGAAUAUAGUGAGACCUUUCCGUACGACAGCAGAAUUAUUGUCAGGCAUGCAGAAGGAGGAGGAGCAGCGCUUCCAUAGUUUGAAAACGGAUGUUUCCUCAAUUGCAAGUACAAAUUCACAGACAAAUGCCUGUGCGGCAAAGAAAAAAAUGAUGAACGAAUAUCGUGUUUUACAUGACCGCGAGGAACACCCUUCUGGUUGUGUUGUUACUUCCGUGAAUAAGACAUCAGCAAGGAAUCUAGGAUAUGUAGGUGGGAAGGAAUCUCAGCUUUACUACAGUGAUACUAUUGAUCAGAAACUAAAGGCCUAUUCUGAUUUUGACUACCGAAGCUUUGUGGAGAACGGUAUCCAGAAUCGAUCUGUAAUCGAGAGGGCUAUUUUGUCUGAUGCUUUACAACAGUAUGACAGAUACCAUUAAUUGUUAUAUAAGCUUUGUUUCAAAAUUUAACAUACAUUCACUAAAAAACAAUGUAAAUUACUGCUUUCCGUAUAUAUGUGUAUUGGUUAAAAUUGCAACAUUUUCAUGCCCGUAUAUAUAUUAACCUAAAAGGCUCUUGCUCAGGUUGGAAAUGCAAAA
Phytomonas sp. Hart1 is the source of this 1246-nucleotide messenger RNA. Lineage: Eukaryota; Euglenozoa; Kinetoplastea; Trypanosomatida; Trypanosomatidae. The record is from the annotation of a GenBank genome assembly.